Messenger RNA from Notothenia coriiceps (black rockcod), 1725 nucleotides. RefSeq names its product valyl-tRNA synthetase 2, mitochondrial (gene vars2). Gene Ontology annotation, cellular component: cytosol. Bases 42 to 1352 code for a protein of 436 amino acids. Gene Ontology annotation, molecular function: valine-tRNA ligase activity; ATP binding. The record is from RefSeq and is a predicted model, not a curated record. The transcript is spliced from 10 exons. Gene Ontology annotation, biological process: valyl-tRNA aminoacylation. NCBI's taxonomy places the organism in Eukaryota, Metazoa, Chordata, Actinopteri, Perciformes, Nototheniidae.
UUUCCUGUUCCCAUCACGCCUUUCAGGUUCUCUUCCACGCUAUGGUGAGAGAUAAGCAUGGCAGGAAGAUGAGUAAAUCCCUGGGAAAUGUCAUCGACCCUUUAGAUGUGAUACAUGGGGUCUCUCUGGAGAGACUUCAAGAGAAAGUGCAGGAGGGAAACCUGGAGCCCCGGGAGCAUCUGGUUUCCAUGGAAGCGCAGAGGAACGACUUCCCCAAAGGGAUCCCUCAGUGUGGGACCGAUGCACUGAGAUUUGCCCUCUGCUCUCACAAGAUGCAGGGAGAGGACAUCAGUCUGUCCAUAUCUGAGGUCCUGAGCUGCCGACACUUCUGUAACAAGAUGUGGCAGACGCUGAAGUUCACACUGGGAGUGCUGGGGGACAGCUCCACACCAAUCACAACACUGGAGCAGACGGCAGCAGUGGGCAGCAUGGAGCGCUGGGUCUGCUCCCGGCUGUACAGCACCGUGCUGCAGUGUGAGCAGGGCCUGGAGGCCUCUGAGCUGCACACAGUCACCUCAGCCCUGCACUCCUUCUGGGUGCACAGCCUAUGUGACGUCUACAUGGAGUGUGUGAAGCCUGUGCUGGCGCUGCCCCCGGACACAGAGCAGAGUGUGGGGGCUCAGCAGGGGGUCCGCAGCGUCCUCUUCCACUGUGUGUCCAUGUCUCUCGCCCUGCUCUCCCCCUUCAUGCCCUUCAUCACUGAGGAGCUGUGGCAGAGGCUCCAGCCCUUCAGCCCUGCUGCUGCCGCUGUCCCCCCCACCCUGUGUCUGCAGCCGUACCCCCGCUCCUCCCAGCUGGCACACUGGCACUUCCCUGACGAGGAGAGAGACUUCCUGUUGGUGCAGGAAGUGAUCCGAGCGGCCCGAUCGCUACGAGCCCAGUGUGGCAUGACCAAAGUAAAACCUGCCAUGUGGGCGGUGUGCUCCCCCAGCCAGGCUCAGGUCCUGCUUCACUUCGGACCAGCUGUCUGGACUUUAAGCCGCACCUCCAGCCUCCAUAUCCACUGUCCUGAUGGAGCAGAGUGCCCCCCCGCUCUCCUCUCCACCCCCCCACCUACAGGCAGCCUGGUGGCUGUGGUGGACCACACCUGUCAGCUACACCUCCACAUCCAGAGUGGAGUGGACGUGGACAAACAGGUGCAGCAGCUGUCCCUGCGCAGAGACAGACUCCUCCCAAAGCUGGAGCAGCUCCUCCUCAGGCAGCAGGAGCAGGCCUCCCAGAGCAAGGUUCCUGCUCACAUCAGGGAGCAGACGGACAGCAAGACGUCGGCCCUGCAGCAGGAGGUGAACACCAUCGAGGAGCAGCUGAAGCUCCUGCAGGAGACGCAGACACAGAAUAACAGGAUCUACUGACGGAGAUGAUGAAUUAUUUCUAACAUCUGCUGGAUGAGAGAGGCACUAAACAAUAUCACAUCAUGAUGUUAACAUAAUGCAGGACUGUACUCUGUUACUAAGGACCUGCAGGUGGAGUUGUGCUGGAUGUUGCUAUGGAGAGGUUUCUCCUGUAUAGCACGUUUUUGUGUCAUGCCCUUGCAUUGUGAUCACUAACUUUAUUUUCUGUCAACACUGAUCAUUGUUUUUAAAAUGAUGUCAUCUUUUCUCCAUCUUGACUAAAUGUGUGUCAAUGUUGUGAAUGUCAGAAUUGUGUCACCUGAGUAAUCAGGGUCCAACACAUCAGGAGGAAUUAUGCAUAAAUACAAUCAAUAAAUCCACGUUUUUAAGGGGA